Funneliformis mosseae is the source of this 1680-nucleotide messenger RNA. The record is from the annotation of a GenBank genome assembly. NCBI's taxonomy places the organism in Eukaryota, Fungi, Glomeromycota, Glomeromycetes, Glomerales, Glomeraceae.
AUGUCAAAAUUACCAUUUGAAUGUCUACAAACGAUAUUUCAUGAACUUGAUGAGAAGGCAUUGUAUUCUAGCAUCCUUGUAAAUCGUGCAUGGUGUCAAAUAGCAAUUCCACUUCUAUGGUCUUCUCCGUUUCAUUUCCUUCACAAAAGUGAUAAUAAUUAUUCCAUGGCGAUUUAUUCAACUUCGUUGAGUUCAAAUUCUUCAACAAUCUUGAUACAGACAUAUUUACGCUGUUUUCCCGAAGCCAUUCAAGCUUCAUUAAUCGAAAAUGGAUUAAUGCUUCCUCCAUCAAUAAUACAAUCAUUACCACCUCUAUUCCCUUAUGACAAGUAUAUUAGAUCAAUUAGUUACUCCAAAAUGUAUCACGUAAUAAGCGAAUGGUUUGAAUCGGAAAUUGAUGAUUUAGAAGAUAUUGAUGAAAGGGAAGGUUUAGAAUAUUUGGUUACAGAAAAAUUAAUUCGUUUAUUCAUUUCUUCAUCUCUUUCGAUAACGGAUCUUUCAUUAACGGAUGAAGAUGGGAUACCUUCUCUACCACCAAUUUCCUUAUUCCCAAAUGCCGAAAAUUCUCUAAGUAAACUUGUAAAAUUUACUUGUAUAGGAGAUUACCAGUAUAAUAUGAAAGAUCUAUUUAUCUCGCUCACGGGAAUUUCUAGGAAUAUCAAAGAGAUAAUUAUCGGAGGUCUUUCCACUUCAAUCGAAAUUAAAUUAUUUGGUAAAUUAAUUAAAUCCCAAAGAGCAUUAAAGUCCAUCGAAAUACUUGGGAAUGGUCCGAUUGAUUUACAAAUGAUUUCUUUAGAUAUUUUACAACCAUUAAAAACACAACAAUACUCUCUAGAAAAUAUUAGAUUCAUGAAUUGUGAUUUUGAGGAAUGUGCUACGUUAUAUCCAAUUACAUUCCUUCCAAUGUUGAAGAGCAUUGAAUUUGAAAAAUGUAGAAAUUUAGCAUUACAAGAUUUAACGUCCCUAGAUAUGAAAAAGUUACCUAAACUUCAGAUCUUUAAAACGCGUGAAAGUUACAUACCACCGUACACCCUCGAAGCGAUCAUUUGUAAUUCACACGAGAGUUUACGUGUAGCCGAGUUAAGUCGUAAGUUAUCCCAAGAUGAAUCCAGAAUUCUAUUAUCGAGGAUUCCUUCACGUUGUACACGAUUGGAAGUCUUGGACAUUAGGAUAUAUCAAGAGGAUAUUGGAAGUUUCUUAAAUUUAUUGAAAUAUUGUGAAAAUUUAAGGGAAUUGACUGUAUUUGGAGAUGUUUAUGCUGAGGAAUUGUUACCCUUAAUUGCUUUAAAUUUACGUUCAAAACAUUUACAAAAAUUAUGUUUUAUUGGAAGGUGGGUUUUUAGCAAAACUAGCAUGAAUACUUUCCUUCAAGGGUUUAAGUCCAAAGAAAAGUUUCGAGAAUUACAGGUAUCGCAAGGGCAAGUCGGAAGUGAAAUUACAAAUCAAGAACGUAUCAUAAUUUGUAAACCUCCGAAAAUCUUAAAAUUUCAAUCAAAUGAUGUGAUUAAUAACGAUCAUUUGGAUGUUAUAGUCGAUUGGGUUUUUAGUGAAAAAUCUAUUAAGAAUGGCAAAUGUGAUUUAGAGAAAUUGGAACUUGUUUGGUGUCAAAAAUUAUCUCACGACGUUCUUCAACGAACGAAAUGUUUGUACGGACUUGUCGUCGAAAUAAAAAAUUAUUAG